UCAGGUUCCCGGCGUGUUCCUUGGAUGGAUUUAUGCUCUGCAGCAACUGAACCUUGGCUAUAGCCUUGUCCAAGGAUGAAGUUGAGCCACAAAGUCAAAAGCAGGCCACAGUCAGUGGCUCAGGACAUCGCAUUCGUUGUCCUUGGGUGGCGAAACCUACGCGUCUACGAGGCGUAAGGUCGGGUAACAGUCAAGAGGGUUUGGACUGUGAAGAUCGCAGAAAAGGAAUGUGAACGCUGAGGCUGCUUCGAUAUCAAAAGGGCGGGAUCACUCAUUCCAUCUCCCCAACGUCGAACUAUCUCUCAUACACUCUGUUCCUAAAUCUCGAGAGUUCAUACCCUCGCUACUUAAUGCGACAUUGCGAGCAAUCGAGAUCUCGAUAUCCAGGCACGCGGAACUUUGCCUCCGCGACAAAACUAGCGCCCCUUCGGCAGCAAUUGAUACGUUGGAGCCUCCAUUGCCCGCAAGUCCAAUCGCACUGUACCGCUUCCCGUCGAUAUCCUACAUAUCGCGCGGUGUUCCCGGAACGACUCAAGGUCCAAAAGACUUCGAAUCUUCUGGUUCAAUCACUCUCCUUCUAGUUCGUGAGUAUCAGGAUCAGGAUCAGGAUCAGGAUCGUGGAUUCGCGGGCAGAUCCAAAACUGGCUCUGGGCUGCCCUUGUCCGAUACCCUGUCCCGGGCCUGGAAUACCAAUGCGGGUACGCUAAACAAAUUACCUUACUUGACCGCGCUAUCGUUGACAAUAUUGCCUGCCUCGCCUCUCUGCCCUUCUCUGCCAUGAGUGUUGAUCUGUCGCCGCGAGCAGUACGGUUCUCUCAAGGGGCAGAGGUUAACGACCUGGAUAUCCUCAAAACCCCAAGGGUGAUGGAACGGCCGCAUGCGCAGACGAGCGAUUCGGGCGGCUCAGGCUCCUCUGCAGAUCCAAAUGAGGUUCUCACGGUGGAUAGCAGACCCAUUAACCAGCCUCCAGCUCUUGCGCUCCUCGACCCACGAUCUUCCGUAACGAGUAUCAACUCCAGUGUGCGGAGUCAUCGAAGUAGCACAGAUGGCAACGGCAUGUAUAGAGGGGAGGUGGCUUCCCCGUUUUCACCAAACACUCCCGUUCUCAACGGCGCAACAAGUCGACCCCAGAGACCAACUGCACCAGCGCGGACGCCUUCCAGUACAUAUGCUCCAGCGCGACGACCACCGCAGCCUCCGUACAUUUCGAUGGCAGACCGAAACCGAUCCAUGUCAACGUCUCGCUUCAGACAGGAUCCCAACGCUUCAUACAGAGCUCAAGAGAAAGCCUACGUACAACGGUUACGAGAAGAUCAGCCAAUGGAGUACUUCGAGCCAUACACACCAAGUAUUGGAUACGGGACUGGGUCAGACACAGAAGACGAGUCGCCUUCGGAACCCCACUUCGAUGGUGAUGCAUACGACCAGGAAACGCUGCUGUUCUAUGGCAAUGAGAGCAUGCAACCAACCGCAGAAGAUCUUCAGGAUCCUGCCAAUCGAGAACGGUUGGAAUGGCAUGGAAUGUUAGCUUCGGUUCUGACGGGAGAUGUUGUGAGACAGGAAAAGAAGCGUCUGAUAGGAGCAUCAGACAAACAAGGAGCGAAUCUCAACACUGAAAUAUGGUUAGGAAUUCGUUCGAAGAAUUGCGGACGGACACUGGCUGCGCAACGAAGGCUGAUAGAGGAUACACGGACGACACUAGACACCCUGUUGGAUGAGAUCAUCAGGUUCCAGGUCCAGGGGGAGAGUGAAGCUGGUAAACCACCGAUCGACCAAGUACGGGACGUUGUCGCAAAGAUCGAGAAGUGUGAAAGCCUUUACCCUUCUCGUAUGGCUUUGGAGGUUGCCAACAAGCUCGCAGCUUCUCCUCAAUUCCAUGCAACUUGUGAUGCUGUCAUCUCAUGGCACAACACGACUGAGCUCAUCAACACGGAACUUGGAAUCUUACAGAAUUGGGUUGGAAAUGCUGAAUUGGAUUUCACUCGGGCCAAAGAACGGUCUCCAUCUGGAAAUGGACUGUCAGACGAGUCGUCGUUCAUUGAUAGGCUGUUGAAGGAAGAUGGCCUACGGUCGUUGCAAGGAGACAAGAGCAUUAUCAUUGGUGUCUCUGAGGUCAUCAUGAAAGCCAAAAGAACGCUAAUCCAAAACUCUGAAGGUUUCGCGAAAAGACAUCUUCCGCCUUACAUCGAAGAGCUGUUGACUCUCAUCAACUUCCCAUCUAGACUGAUCGAGGAAAUCAUAAAAGUCCGCCUUCAAUUUGCCCGAAAGAUGAAGGAUUCUGCUCAGCAAAACUCCAUGAUGCAAGAGCAAAUGAUAUCGCAGUUCCAGAUCCUGUUGAAGCUUGCUAUACGCAUCAAACAGGAAUACUUGACAAUAUCCCAGCCGGAACCUGGAUGGGAUCUUCCUCCUUGCAUCGAUGAUGAAUCCUUCGAUCAAAUAGUACUAGAUGCCCUAAAGCUUUACUUCAAGAUGCUCAACUGGAAACUAGGCGGAAACAAGAACACAUUUAAGGAAGCCGAAGUGUUGGAGCAAGAAUGGGAAUUUUCAAACGAGAUCGGACGCCAUCUUCAAGGUGGCGAUGUGGAAGUUGCAGAGCAAUUCAGCUCGCUUACUCACAAGGCUUUCUAUCGACUCAGUCAAACUUUUGAGCGAGAACUUCAACGGAAGCCCAAGGAAACUGCUGCUGAGAUGACAAAACGUUACAAGCAAAGUCUCGAUUCUGUUCGUGUUCGACAGCGUAUGCUGCAACGUUUCUCGCGGCAGCUCAGCGAUCGUUUUGAAAACGCUACGGAUUUCAGCAUCUCUUUAAGACAUGAAGCUCUACAGCAGCUUUACUCGCGACUGAUAGAGACGGGUCACUUCUUAGUCUACACAGCUAGCAUCGAGCAUGAUGGAAUAUUCCUAAUCGCUUCUCCAUCCUUAUACAACCGGCCACAGGACAUCCAGUCUAUCCUUGGGACCUGUUACCACUCUGACCAGGUACAAGAAGACCCAACAAACCCUUAUAUUCUGGUUCUGCGACCUGAGAACGUGGUGCCCUGGGAUGGAAGACAAGUUGAUGCAAACAUACGGGAGCCGGCGACUGAUGUCAAAAUGGGUCAUCUGCGGCUCAUUGCGGAUGGCUCGCAAACGCGGCUGCAAAAUGCACGACAGGCGUUCCUGGACUCGAUUGAUUUGCACCUGGAUAUGGUCGUGGAACAACGGUCCAACCUCAAGAAAGUCAACCUCAAACUGACAGAGAUCAAAAAAGUCGUCUAUAAGCUGUCAAAUUUGAUCAUGGACAGUGUUGAAAUUGUGAGAAAGCAGACUGUUGGUCUUGAUUGUCAAGAACUCAUCCAGACCUGCUUCAUCUUCGCAACUGAAUUCGGACAGCGAUCUUUACUUUACAUGGAUCGCAACCGAAAGCAGAUGAACAAUCUGAAAUUGACGAAGCUAGCUCUGGACUGGGUCAGCUUCGUAUGUGACGAUUGUAUUGCAACCGACCGAAAAACGUUUCGAUGGGCUGUUCAAGCUCUGGAAUUCGCAAUGAAGAUGACACAAGGACAAUACAUACUUGCUCUUGGCGAGGACGAGUACACAAGACUCCGUGCCAAGGUGGCAGGCUGUAUGUCACUUUUGAUCUCUCACUUUGACAUUAUGGGUGCAAGAUCAACUCUCGCUGCACAGGCUGAGAAGCAACGCAUCGAAGCCAUUGCAAGCCAGUUCAGAAAAAUGGACAUGAGCCGUAUGCUGGAUGAUGAAGAGUCAUCCAGAUAUGUCCGGGAGCAAAGACUUGAGGAGUUGGCGUAUCUGGACGACGCGAGAAAACAAAAGGAGGCUGAAAGGCAAGCUCUGGGCAGAGUACUUGAGGAGUCGAGUGAAGCCGAUCGGUCAUUGACCUUCCUAUCAUCAUCUGCGUCAAACGUAAACAUGCGUUGGCAGCAAGGAAAUUUCGUUGGUGGUGGAACUUUCGGUUCUGUCUACGCAGCUAUCAACCUUGAUUCCGGUCAUCUUAUGGCAGUGAAGGAGAUUCGCCUACAGGAUCCGUCGCUUAUCCCGACGAUUGCAGGACAGAUCAGAGAUGAGAUGAAUGUCCUGGAAGUCUUGGAUCAUCCCAACGUUGUUUCGUAUCAUGGGAUUGAAGUUCAUCGAGACAAAGUCUAUAUUUUCAUGGAAUUUUGUUCUGGAGGAUCAUUGGCUGGUUUGUUGGAGCAUGGACGUAUCGAGGAUGAGCAGGUCAUCAUGGUUUACUCGCUACAGCUACUCGAAGGUCUUGCAUAUUUGCACGAGAGUGGCAUUGUUCAUCGCGAUAUCAAGCCAGAAAAUAUCCUGCUCAACCACAAUGGUGUCAUCAAGUAUGUGGACUUUGGUGCAGCAAAGGUCAUUGCUCGUCAAGGCAAGACACUUGUUGCCGCUGAGCCUGGUAAGGCGAACAAGUCAAUGACAGGAACACCUAUGUACAUGUCUCCUGAAGUCAUUAAGGGCGAGAAUCCUGGACGGGCUGGUGCCGUCGACGUGUGGUCUCUCGGCUGCGUGAUCCUCGAGAUGGCAACUGGCCGCCGACCAUGGGCAUCGCUCGAUAACGAAUGGGCCAUCAUGUACAACAUCGCACAAGGCAAUCCUCCACAACUGCCGACCAUCGAUCAGCUGAGCCCAGAAGGCAUUGAUUUCCUGAAGCGAUGCUUCGUCCGAGAUCCCAAAAAACGCGCCUCAGCCGCCGAAUUACUUCAACACGAAUGGAUCAUGGCCAUCAAGUCUCAAGUUGCCAUCGAGCCCAGCACACCUAGUGAUUCCGGAUCAAGUCAUUCUCGCGGCAGUAUCGGCUGAGCUUCAUCCGAGGCGGUGAACACCUUCCUAUAUCUUCUCAUUGUAUUUAUUAGUUCGGUGGAUCCCGUAUCAAACACCCGACGUUUCUUCUCUGUCACAUCCAUCCAAGAAACUCGGGAUAUCGCGCCGUUCCGCCACCGCUCUUUCUCGGCUACACUGCCGUAUCUUUUGGGAGGAGCGGCACGGCACGGAAUUCUUCGUUUUAUCCUUCAUUGUUCUCUCCUUUGUUUGGGGUCACUGUUUUUUGAUACGAUACCAAUACGCAGCAUACGAAGCGUUCUAGGGCCCGGGCAUACACGGAAAUGCAUCAGCGAUGAGUCAGGCGUUUUACUUUUCAUACUUGUAUUUGGCAGACAGACCAGAGGGAAGCAUUCCCACUAGGAAUAUUUUCCUAUUUUGGCAUUGCAGAGGCAGGCAGCGAGGAGAGUCGAGGCGAGGCGAGUCCAGCUCGGUAAUGCGCCAUUGUGGUAGAUAUCCUGCUUUCGCUCUCACAUCCGUCUGAGUGUAGGCAAAUAGGAAGGACGGCAGUACAUGAGGGUGUUGUGUGGUAGAUAGAUGAUGGAGGAAGCGAAAGUGUAGUUGAUAGUCGAAUAGUAAUCAAGUA
This is a messenger RNA of Cadophora gregata, 5410 nucleotides long. It is a transcript of the gene SSK2, whose product is annotated as Suppressor of Sensor Kinase (SLN1). Gene Ontology annotation, biological process: protein phosphorylation; stress-activated MAPK cascade. The record is from RefSeq and is a predicted model, not a curated record. Gene Ontology annotation, cellular component: cytoplasm. The transcript has 2 exons. Lineage: Eukaryota; Fungi; Ascomycota; Leotiomycetes; Helotiales; Ploettnerulaceae. The coding region runs from base 778 to 4806 and encodes 1342 amino acids. Gene Ontology annotation, molecular function: MAP kinase kinase kinase activity; ATP binding.